AUGAAGCAAUCUACUACUCUUAUCUCUAUCAUUGUUCUAGUUUCCUUCGUUUUAUCUACAUGCUUCUCCAUACAUGCUUACUCUACUAGUAAUACGCACGCGACUAUGACGAUCAACAGCUUUGAGAAGGGUGGGAGUGGCGGAGGGCCAUCCGAGUGCGACGGAAAGUACCACUCGGAUGACACCCCCAUUGUGGCAUUGUCCUCUCAAUGGUACGCAAACGGGAAAAGGUGUUUCAAGAACAUCAAUAUAAACUAUCAAGGCAGGAGUGUGCAGGCAAUGGUGGUCGACGAGUGUGACUCCAGCAGAGGGUGUAAAGACGAUAUUGUGGAUGCAUCGAAAGCCGUUUGGAAUGCCCUUCAAGUCCCCAAAAGCCAAUGGGGUUGGACAGGAGUUGACUGGUCAGAUGCUUAA
Erigeron canadensis is the source of this 414-nucleotide messenger RNA. RefSeq names its product putative ripening-related protein 2. The transcript has a single exon. Bases 1 to 414 code for a protein of 137 amino acids. The record is from RefSeq and is a predicted model, not a curated record. Lineage: Eukaryota; Viridiplantae; Streptophyta; Magnoliopsida; Asterales; Asteraceae.